This is a messenger RNA of Exaiptasia diaphana, 1728 nucleotides long. RefSeq names its product probable tRNA N6-adenosine threonylcarbamoyltransferase. Gene Ontology annotation, biological process: tRNA threonylcarbamoyladenosine modification. The transcript is spliced from 13 exons. The record is from RefSeq and is a predicted model, not a curated record. Lineage: Eukaryota; Metazoa; Cnidaria; Anthozoa; Actiniaria; Aiptasiidae. The coding region runs from base 160 to 1167 and encodes 335 amino acids. Gene Ontology annotation, cellular component: EKC/KEOPS complex; cytoplasm.
GUUGUCCGAAUAGUCCGAGUCCAAUUUGUUCGGCUACUCGGCUCGGUUGUCGUUUCUAUUGUCUCUCGACCAAUCAGGAUCGGGAUCGAAUCCUGUAAUUAGCUGCAAGUUACGUCUGAGUGAAGAAGUCCAUAUCCGAACACAUCUAUAAUUCAAAAGAUGCCAACUGUUAUUGGGUUUGAAGGAAGCGCUAACAAACUUGGUAUAGGGAUAGUUAAAGAUGGAGUUGUAUUGUCAAAUCCUCGUUGUACGUACAUCACACCGCCAGGACAAGGAUUUAUGCCUAGUGAUACAGCAAAACACCACAGGGAAAACGUCUUAUCUAUAUUAAGAAAGGCACUGAAUGAAGCUAAUAYUGAGCCUAAAGACAUUGAUUGUGUGUGUUACACAAAGGGACCAGGAAUGGGAGCACCACUAGUAUCAGUAGCAGUUGUAGCAAGAACUGUAGCCCAGCUAUGGAAUAAGCCUAUCAUAGGUGUAAAUCACUGUAUAGGGCAUAUUGAAAUGGGACGUUUGAUUACAGGUGCAGAUAAUCCUACAGUGUUAUAUGUUAGUGGAGGAAAUACUCAAGUUAUUUCAUACUUACAAAAGAGGUACAGAAUAUUUGGAGAAACCAUUGAUAUAGCUGUAGGGAACUGUUUGGAUAGGUUUGCUAGAGUCUUAAAGUUGUCUAAUGACCCAAGUCCUGGAUAUAACAUUGAACAGAUGGCAAAGAAAGGAAAAAAAUUGAUAGAGCUACCCUAUACAGUUAAAGGAAUGGAUGUGUCAUUCUCUGGUAUAUUGUCAUACAUUGAGAGCGUUGGACCAAGUCUCAUCAAGUCUGGUGAAUGCACACCAGAAGAUCUAUGCUUUUCACUACAGGAAACAUUGUUUGCAAUGUUGGUAGAAACSACAGAAAGAGCUAUGGCACAUUGUGGAUCAAAUGAAGUCUUGAUUGUUGGCGGUGUUGGAUGCAACAAGAGACUGCAAGAAAUGAUGGGUGUCAUGACAGAAGAGAGAGGUGCAAAGCUGUAUGCCACUGAUAUGAGGUUUUGUAUUGAUAAUGGAGCCAUGAUAGCUCAGGCUGGAUGGGAAAUGUUUAGAACAGGUGCCAUUACUCCCUUUCAUGAAACAACAUGCACUCAAAGGUUUCGUACUGAUGAUGUUGAAGUCACGUGGAGGGAUUAAUGGAAGGAAGUAUCCUUUAAAUAGUGCCGCGUUUGGCACAGUUUACGAUCACGCGGUGGACACGCUGUUUUCAGAGCGCAUGCGCUGUUGAAAAGGAACUUGUUAUGGCGUGCUAGUCAUAUGUCAUGGCAUCCCGACUUAAAUAAUUCCGGCCGAAAACAUAUCACGUCGAAAUAAAAGAAUUUUUGUGCAAUUUCACUUGGCUGUGAAGAUGUUUAAAUUUUUUUAAUUCUAUAUUCUUUAGUUUCACCUAUACAGCUCUGCUGUUGUUUGAUUUCUCUGGUUGUUGUACUACUAUGCGAGAGGYUUUUUUCGUAAUAUAACUUAUUUUAUCAAAAUUUCAACGAAAAACAGCUUCGAAAUAUUCCAAGUUUAUGUGCGUGACUGAACUGUCAGUCAAAUCAUGCGUAAACAAGUCACGUGUACCUAAUCAUAUCAUAUAUUUUUAAUUCGUGUUUACUUAGAAUAUAUGUAUUAGAAUAUAUAUAUGACCUAUGUUCUAACGAAAGUUUUUCACGCUUUAUCUAUUAUGCCAACGUAAUAAAUAGACUUUUCCAACUG